UAAUAAACUUGGAGAGAAAUCUCAGCAAAAACACAAACAAAGAACAAUAAUUAAAAAUAUAAAAAAAUAAAUAAACAAACAAACCAACAAUGACACUCAAUACACGCAGACAGCGUGAAUUUUUGCUGUUGCCAAUAUUGAUAACAGCACUGACAUGCCUCUCGGCAGGAGCCCUUAAACUUGACCUUAAAGACACCUGUUCGGGCAGUUCAUUGUACUACUGUACACUAACAAAUCUAACCAGCUCCUUUGAAGAACCAUUGGUAUGGAUUACUAAAACACCAGCCGAACAACUUACUGAAUUGCUGAUCUACAACUCGGUUAUGGGACGUUUACCUUUUGUGGUAUUCGAAGCUGCUCCCAAACUGCACACGCUUAUAAUGCACAAUUGUGCGGUGAAUAGUAUAAUUGGCACGGAUUUUGAUAAGGCCUCCCAAUUGCACAAGCUGGUGCUGCAAAAGAAUCGUUUGUUUAUCAUACCCGAACGUGUAUUUGCCGGCAUGUUUGCUCUGGAAGAGCUUUAUCUGUCACACAACACUAUACACAUGAUUCAUCGUAAUGCUUUUGUACGUUUGCAGAGAUUAAAAUAUUUGGAUUUGCAAGAGAACGGCAUACGUAUGCUACCGCAGGGUGUAUUCGAAGAUCUUAUCAAUGUGGAACAUAUUGAUUUGAGCUAUAAUGAGCUAGAGGUCAUCAAUGCCAAUACAUUUUCGAAGAAUCUCAAACUAAAAACUCUCUUGCUGAGUGGAAAUAAUUUCUCUGUAUUCGAGCCCAACUCUCUGAUGCAUUUGCCGCAUUUACACAUUCUAGAUUUGAGCAAUACCUUCUUAGACGAGCUGCAAUUGCAAUCGGUGGAUUUGUUAUUGGUCCAGGGCAGUAAGCUAAAACGUUGUACAAUUUCUGGUUCUGUUAUAAAAUUAAAUGCAGCCAAUAAUGCGCUUAAAGGUAUAACCAUACAGGAUAAAUUGGCCGUUAGGGAGCUGGAAUUACAUGGCAAUCUUUUCGAAACUCUAGAUGAUAUAGUGGGCAUGUUAAAUCUGCAAAAGCUGGAUAUAUCCAAGAACCAGUUGACAUCCCUCAAAACAUCACAUUCUCCCCUGUAUUUGCCUUUAGCAAAUCUUAUUUCCCUAAACCUGGCUUCCAAUCGUUUACAGAAUUUAACCGUGGAAAAUUUCAUGUUCCUGCUCAAGCUCAAAAGUUUAGAUUUGGCUUUUAAUCAUCUAAUACGUUUGGAUGCCAGCAUCUUUCAGGCACUUAUCAAUUUGGAGAAAUUCUACAUAGAAGGCAAUCGUUUGUUUGAAUUCAAUUAUCCCGACUUUAAAGAUACACACACGUUUUUGCGUGAAAUGGGCUUGUUUGAAAAUGACUGGGAGUUUCGUUAUCUCAAGCACAUGUUGAACUAUUUCCGUAAUCGUGGUGUACAUUUACCCAUGCGUUUUACACCAGCUGAUUCUUCCUCCUUGUCCACAUCCUCCAGUUUCCGCGAAACUACAGAUGCUUCUGUUUUUAAAUCAGCUUCGAGUGCAAAUGUACAUCGUGAUGUUGAUGAUGUGGAUAUUUUAAAUGACAUGAAUCAUGCUCGUCAAUCGUCUCAUCUGGACAGUCAUGUCGAGUGCUCUCAUCAAGCCUUAUUAAACGAAGUCUCCGGAAUUCAUCCGUACUGGACUACCAGGGAUAUUUUAGCUUUAAUUACCUUGAUUAUGGUUUUAUUGAUUUUGCUUUUACUAUUCUUUCGCAUUCUACAAGAGGAACAAUGUCUGCCGGUUUGGUGUCGCUGCUGUUUGGAUUUGGCAUCACGAGAAUCGGAGCCCUUACGUCCACGUCAUAGACCAUUGGUGGAAGAUACAACGAAUGUUUAGGUUUGUAAAUGUAAUAAAUGGAAAUAAACUAAUAAUGAUGAUGAAAUAAAAGUGUGCUUGUGAUUUUGUUUAAACUGAGACUAAUAA
Calliphora vicina (urban bluebottle blowfly) is the source of this 1946-nucleotide messenger RNA. Its product is annotated as platelet glycoprotein V-like. Gene Ontology annotation, molecular function: protein binding. The coding region runs from base 90 to 1859 and encodes 589 amino acids. Lineage: Eukaryota; Metazoa; Arthropoda; Insecta; Diptera; Calliphoridae. The record is from RefSeq and is a predicted model, not a curated record. The transcript has a single exon.